Drosophila yakuba is the source of this 619-nucleotide messenger RNA. Its product is annotated as protein dpy-30 homolog. The transcript has a single exon. Bases 126 to 524 code for a protein of 132 amino acids. Gene Ontology annotation, cellular component: Set1C/COMPASS complex. The record is from RefSeq and is a predicted model, not a curated record. NCBI's taxonomy places the organism in Eukaryota, Metazoa, Arthropoda, Insecta, Diptera, Drosophilidae.
GUCCGUCAUGCAUGUGGCAACUCUGUAAACCAAGAAUGUAAAUUAUAAUCGAGUUGAAUUGGUUGAACUGCAGCAAAGACGCCAGGCAAAAAUCGAGAUUUGCUGAACACCAGAAAGACAUUGCCAUGGAGGCCAAGACCGACGCACCCAUUUCCCCGGCGCCCACACCAAAUCCGCCGGCAGAAACUGGCAAGGAGCCAAAUGCAAGCAGCAACGCGCAGGCCAACCCGUCCGCUCCGCCGGGAGCGCCUGCAUCCGGAGCCACUGCCGUUGGUCAGUCCGCGAAUCCAGUGGCCCAGCAAGUGCAGCAACCGGCGGUGGCCAAGAAGCCCAGUAGCGAGACAAACAACAUGCCCACGCGACAGUACCUCGACCAGACGGUGGCGCCGGUUCUGCUGCACGGAAUGCAGGCACUCGCUCGCGAACGGCCCACGGAUCCCAUCCAGUUCCUGGCAUCGUACCUGCUGAAGCAUAGCAACGGGUGCGACGAGAACAACGCCGCCGCUGUGGACAACAACUCCUAAACCCCUAAAACCUCUACCUCCCAUUUUUCCCCUCCUUAUUUGUAUAAGUGAACAGUGAAUAAAUAAACGUUUAAAGUUAGAAUGUAAUCGCAAAA